This is a messenger RNA of Hypomesus transpacificus, 2558 nucleotides long. RefSeq lists its product as uncharacterized. The transcript has 4 exons. The record is from RefSeq and is a predicted model, not a curated record. Gene Ontology annotation, biological process: spindle organization. The coding region runs from base 273 to 1517 and encodes 414 amino acids. Lineage: Eukaryota; Metazoa; Chordata; Actinopteri; Osmeriformes; Osmeridae. Gene Ontology annotation, cellular component: spindle pole; centrosome.
CAAUAUUUAAGAGCUCAAUGUUAACGAUUUUUAUUCCCAUUACAUUUUAUUUUAUCAAUAUAUUUUGCACAUAAAACAUAUGGUUUGAUUUUUUUUUGCGUGAAGUUGACUCUGACGCUCAUUACAGAAGGACAUUCUGGCAACUCUGAGUCUGAGCGCGCGAUACUUAAAUAGAACAAGGACAUCAACAGCGUCUCUGCAAUCUGCCAUAAAAUCCAAAUAAAAACAGCAUCUCUACAACAAGCCAUCCAGCCAGCCAGGCCUGCUCUGCCAUGAUGAAAACCUCCAAAUCAGCUCAGCAGACGUCAGAGCAGUGUGGGGUCUGGUUUGACACAGUGGAUCUAAAAGUAAAAGCUAAAAAGAAGAAAAUGGUCCUCCCCAUCUCCAAACAGCUCAAUCCCCUAGCAAGACAUGGAGGAUACCGAUUGGGAGUAGCGUUAAACUUCACUCAGACUAAGAUCCAGAUGCCCAACACUAAACAGAGUUCCAUAACUGCAUUUUUAGCUCCAGCACACUGUGUUGUCAACCAGGCACAUGCAGAACCCAAAGUGGAGCCUGCCUUCACUUCAUCAUCUACCUCGACAGGAAGAAGCACCACCUCAACCAAUCAAAUGAGCUCUGGGACCAAACAUAAACAAGAGAUUGUCCCAGAGCUGUCUGAGGAGCACAGGGUGGAUGUAGGCUGUGAGUGGAGCAGAAAGAAAAUGGGGGAGACGGGGGCUACAGCAUGGCCAGAGGAGGUCAUCACCCUCCCUGUAGACAUGUACCAUGCUUCUGAACAGGAGAAGGAAGACAAAGGCACGGAGGAACCAAAAAGAAAGAGGGACAUCUACAAACACUCAUCCCAAAUGGAGAAGGGCUCCCCGGGGGAGCCGUGUAGUGAGAAUCUAUGGAGCACCGGUAGCAGCCCACAGUACCGUCAGCAUCUCGCUGAGCCCGAUCAGAUGGAUUGUGUAACUCAUGAUUCAGAGGAUCGGGAUGUUCGGACUCGGACACAAGAAACUCCCAGAGCGAGGCAUGAAUGCACAGGAAGUGUGAUGUGUGAGAGCCUGCUGAGUGAGGUCGGAUUUGGACUGGGUGCUGAAGGGAGAACCUCCACACAGAGGACACCUGCCUCGACCCCCUGGAUGUCACAGGAUGGAGGCAGUCGAGAGAACCACCCUCUGUCGUCUUCGGCUGCAUUUCCAAGGACAAGAGCUCCCCUCAGCCCACUUGGAAACGCUCCCCUCAGCUCUCAGAACAGGUGGAUGGAAGCAAAACCACAGAAGGGUGUUCUGCAUGGGCCUCUGAGUGACACGGAGAUGUUGUUCACGCAGGACUCUGAAGGCUUCAGAGUGAUAGCACAUCGAGGCCCCAGUGUCCAAUCCAGGAGCUGUCCAAAGUCUCACACUAACGUAGCAGCUGGUAGUAAAGACAGAGGACUGGCUACCUGUGUUGCACUAGAUCAGGAAAAUGAGAUUUUUUUUACCCAAGACUCUGAGGGAAAUAUAGUCAUCAAACAUUGUGAUUUUGUAUGAUAUGUGUCCAGGAUCUCUCCUUAAACAGAUGGUAAAGAUACAGAUUGUAUUUAUCUGUCAAACACCUGCUUUGUACUUAUACUAGUCUGUUUUCAAGCAAAGGGUUUUUUAUCAUUACUACAGAUGAAAACACUAGCAGAAGACACUGAGACAAGUAUUCGACAGUUUUUAUUUAGAAAAACUUAUAGUCACAUUUAUAUUGUAUUAAUUUAUGUUGAAUUAAACUUACAUGGUGAACUAAUCUUCUAUGCUGGUGUCUCUAUGCAUCUUUGCCCGAUGCAAAACCCAGUACGUAAUAAAGUUGGUCUAAUAAUAAUUGAUGGGCACAAAAUGUCAAUUUCUAUUAUGUUUUAGCAUUAAGGUAUACAGUGCUGGUAAUUCAUGAUCAUGUACUGUUGACAUCAAAAGUAUACAGACCCUUCUAUGCACAAUUACCCCACUUGACACAAAAUAUUCUUACGGUUGUAAAAGCUGCAUUUUGAAAGGCUAUGUAUGCUUUUGAUUUGAAGGCACAUUGAUUUAUACUGAAUUCCUCUACUAACAGACUUCUGAACAAUUAGUUGCUUUAUAAGAGCUGCUUGAACACAGUAAAAACUGGACAGGAUUAAACCUCACUGAGUUUUAACUAGAAUGUACAACACCAUCAACAUAGAUAAUCUGCUUUUCAGCAUAAUUGAUCUUACAUAAUAGGCAAACACAAACAAUUCUACGGCUUCUGUCAUACUGUAACAUACUGUAUACUUUUAACUUAUAGCAUCUUCUAAGGCCUCAAUUUAGUACGCCAGCCAAUGAACCAUCUGCACUGUUCUAUAUACUGUUUCAACCCCUUCAGCAGUCAUGAUUACUCCUGCCACACCUUCACCCUCUCUGCUGCCGAUCAGCUCAAAAACACCCCAAACAUCAAAUACAAACAAGCACAAACCAAGAAACAGUGAAAUACUGACCAUCUUUAGGUGAAAAGAAUCCCUUUUAGGUCUGAGACAUACUGUACUUCACCAUUUCAAAUUGGAUACGGGUGUAAAUAGGAAGUACCUACUGUAU